Messenger RNA from Teleopsis dalmanni, 856 nucleotides. It is a transcript of the gene E(spl)mgamma-HLH, whose product is annotated as enhancer of split mgamma protein. The record is from RefSeq and is a predicted model, not a curated record. Gene Ontology annotation, cellular component: nucleus. Lineage: Eukaryota; Metazoa; Arthropoda; Insecta; Diptera; Diopsidae. The coding region runs from base 43 to 693 and encodes 216 amino acids. Gene Ontology annotation, molecular function: DNA-binding transcription factor activity, RNA polymerase II-specific; RNA polymerase II cis-regulatory region sequence-specific DNA binding; protein dimerization activity. Gene Ontology annotation, biological process: anterior/posterior pattern specification; regulation of transcription by RNA polymerase II; regulation of neurogenesis. The transcript has a single exon.
AAAUACUGUGAUAUAAAAAACAACAACAUUAAUUACAACAAAAUGGCAGCAGCACAAAUAUCAGAGAUGUCAAAAACCUACCAAUAUCGUAAAGUUAUGAAACCCAUGCUUGAGCGAAAGCGGCGCGCACGAAUUAAUAAGUGUUUAGAUGAAUUAAAGGAUUUAAUGGUUGCUACAUUAGAGUCGGAAGGUGAACAUGUUACACGCCUUGAAAAGGCGGAUAUUUUAGAACUAACUGUGACACAUCUACAAAAGCUCAGACAACAACGUAAACAAGCUGCUGCAAAAGGCAAUACGACAAUGUCACAGGCAGAAGGUUUUCGUUCUGGUUACAUACACGCUGUCAAUGAAGUAUCACGCUCGUUAUCUGAACUACCCGGAGUCAAUGUCAACUUAGGCACACAGCUUAUGACACAUCUUGGACAACGUUUAAAUCAAUUACAACCUGCUGUAAAGCCACCAGUACCUGUUACAUCACCACUCUCUGUGCACAUUGGUAAUGUCAAUUUUCGUGGGCAUUACUCUGUACCAAUUUCACCUAUAUCCAGUUACACCGGCAGUCCGAACUCAAGCAUCAGUAGUGAAAAGCAUACGCCUUUACUGGUUACUUGCCCUAACUCACCUAUAGAUGUUACAACUGUUGAUAUUAAUAUUGAUGUUGAAGAAGAAGAUAAUGUCUGGCGACCUUGGUAGAGUUUAAAACUUUGGAUAUAUGCAAAACAAACGACUCAGUGAAUAAAGUCUUCCAUGCGAACAAAGCGUUUAUGCUAUGUUUCGCACUUAAGUAAUUUAAUUGAUUAAGAAAAGCUUUAAAUAAGAGGCAUAUGCUGACUGCUUCAUACAAAUGCAGUUGAUG